AUGACCGCAACCGCCAGCGAUAUGGACCAGGGGAAGGAUAUACCGGUGGCGGCGUCUGCGCUGCGUGAAGAGUCUCCUCGUGGCAGAGCUCUCAGCGGCACCCCUCCUGCUGAAGGCCUGGCUCCAGGAUCACUUCCGAGGCAUAUAACCACGGCCAGGCUUGCUUCACCCAUCCCUUCGUCGUCAUUUACGGAGGCACAGGACCUGCAGCUGAGGCAUGUCCCAACGCCCAGACAAGCUCCUCCCGCUGACUCAACUACAACGGAUUUCAAGGCCUCGUCCAUCGUGCCAUCAUCACUUGAUACUGCUCGCCCGUCCGCCUUGACCAGUGCUCUUCAGGACGAGAAUGGCUCCAACGGGACCACUAAUUCCUCCAAUGGAGCACCCGUCGAGGAUGCAGAAGUCGUAAAACGACAUCUUGUGCAACCACCACUUGAGUCAGCAGACUCUAAUGACACCAACGGGAAAAAGCCGGAAUCCACUAAAUCUGGCGGAAGUGGAAACAAAGAUGCAGAGGAGUUUUCCAGUCUACAGCUUCAAGGUGGUGAUAUUACGAGACCCAUCUACCGAUGGGCUGAAGCAGAGUCCCAGGAACAGCAGGGCCCCAAAAGACGGAAAAGUUUUGACCUUGCAAGGCCAGAACCUGAAUCCGAGACACUAGACAUCAGCACAAUCAGAGUUCCAGGUGGCUUUCGCCGAGACUUCCUGCGUCGAACCGGUGGAGAGCAAAAUACUCUCACCGCCCCUGCAGACCCUGAGCAGGCUCUUUCCCAGCCCCGUUUACCUACCAACAGCUUCUUGGAAUUCCUGACCUUGUUCGGUCAUUUUGCCGGUGAGGAGCUUGAGGAAGAUGACGAAGUGUUGGGCCCAGGCGAAUUUUUCACCCGGAGGGCUGGACCUGGAGAAGAGGAGCCUUCAGAGGAAACCUCUCUUCUUCGGCCAGGAAGCGCCGGAGGCCGUAUGCCCAAGGAACGAGCUGCCAAAGCCACAAAUACUUCUAUGGGCGCUAUUCUCCUCCUUUUAAAAUCAUUUGUUGGCACCGGUGUCCUGUUUCUCCCAAGGGCUUUUUUGAAUGGCGGAAUGCUAUUUAGCUCCAUCGUGCUAGUUGCGAUAUCGGCCCUAAGCUAUUACUGUUUCAUCCUGCUUGUCAACACCCGGAAUAAAAUCAAUGGCUCCUUUGGCGACAUGGGAGGCGUCCUUUACGGUGAGAAAAUGAGAAAGCUCAUUCUACUUUCCAUUGCUCUCAGCCAGCUUGGCUUCGUUGCCGCCUAUAUCGUUUUCGUCUCUCAAAACCUCCAAGCAUUUAUUUUAUCUGUCAGCAAUUGCGAGACGCUCAUGAACAUCAAAUAUGUUAUCUUGAUGCAGCUCAUUAUUUUCUUACCGCUCUCACUUGUUCGUGAUAUUUCCAAACUGGCCUUCACAGCCCUGAUUGCAGAUGUGUUCAUCUUACUCGGCUUGGUCUAUCUGUACGGAUUUGGCAUCAGUACCAUUAUGGAACAGGGUAUUGCCGACAUUCAGCCAUUCAACCCCAAAUCAUAUACCCUUCUAAUUGGAACCGCUAUCUUCACCUUCGAAGGAAUCGGCCUGAUCAUUCCUAUUCAAGAGUCUAUGAAACGCCCCGAGAAAUUCCCGGGUGUCCUAGCCCUGGUCAUGGUUAUUAUCACCGUAAUAUUUCUCUCCAUGGGCGUUGUCGGCUACGCGACCUUUGGCUCUAAGACCGAGACUGUUGUCAUUCUCAAUCUUCCUCAACAGGAUAAUUUUGUCCGAUCAAUCCAGUUCUUAUAUGCCGCUGCUAUCCUUCUGAGUACUCCUCUCCAGCUUUUCCCCGCCAUCAGAAUUCUGGAGAAUGGCCUCUUUACCCGUAGUGGAAAAUAUAACCCUGGAAUCAAAUGGAAGAAGAACAUAUUCCGCUUCUUCCUUGUUUUGUUAUGCGCUGUCAUUGCCUGGGGUGGAGCCGGAGACUUGGACAAGUUCGUCUCCCUAAUUGGUAGUUUCGCUUGUGUUCCGCUCGUCUUCGUGUAUCCGCCGAUGCUUCAUUACAAGGGCGCGGCAAGCACUUUUGUACAAAAGUCUUUGGACAUCAGUCUCGCCGUCUUCGGUCUGAUAUGCUGCGCAUACACUACCGCCCUAACUAUCUCUAACUGGGGAGAUGGUGGUGGUGGCUCCAAACUUCCUGGAUAUUGCGAUAAGUAA
Molecule: messenger RNA, 2193 nt
Organism: Microsporum canis CBS 113480
Lineage: Eukaryota; Fungi; Ascomycota; Eurotiomycetes; Onygenales; Arthrodermataceae
Product: vacuolar amino acid transporter 3
Exons: 2
Coding region: 1-2193 (730 amino acids)
Biological process (GO): amino acid transmembrane transport
Molecular function (GO): amino acid transmembrane transporter activity
Source: RefSeq, a predicted model, not a curated record